Ectocarpus siliculosus is the source of this 192-nucleotide messenger RNA. Lineage: Eukaryota; Phaeophyceae; Ectocarpales; Ectocarpaceae. The record is from the annotation of a GenBank genome assembly.
AUGAAGAUUGACGGUGUGAGCUUGGUGGAGCCAUCGCCCGCGGAUGACCCCAACGGCAUGGGUCCCGUGGCCGUGGUCAUCGACUGCGACCUUGACGCCCUGGCUCAGAAGGUCCUGAAAAAACCACCACACCCGCUCCUUGCAAAAUUCGAGCGCACACGGACCGCAAAGCGAGAGAGGGGAAAGAACUAG